UUCAGGAAAGGAACUAGAAAGGAAUGGCAUUCAUGUAAUUUACAUGAAGAGCAAAGGUCGUCAACAUCUUAUAUACCACUGUCCAACACCGAAACCCCCUUUUCCUUCUUCCACCUCUCUCUCUCCCGGAGUUUGUGACCGAACAAUGGAUGAAAGGCCUGUCACUCUAGACCCAAUCCUCACCGGCGACGGCGACGAUGGAACCACCGAUGCUCACAGCACCCACCGCAACAACCACGAAGAGAAAGCUGUUGAAUCUGAUAACAUGAAGGAACAGCCCCCUACUGCGAGAAAAGAGAGGUCGGAUUCUUCUAAUUCUCCUCAGGAUGCUGCUUCUAUUCCUCAUCCAAGGGAUGCCGUUGCUGGUGGAGACCGCACUGUCUACUCACCUAGUGUUUAUGCUCCUCAGGCGCAGGCCUUCUAUUAUGGAGCAACAGGCUAUGACAAUGCCGCUGGUGAAUGGGAUGAAUAUCCCCCAUAUAUUAAUGCUGAAGGACUUGAAAUUGGAUCUCCUGGUAUCUACAACGAAAACCCUUCUCUUGUAUUUCAUGCUGGUUAUGGUUACAGUCCACAAAUGCCGUAUGGACCAUAUUCCCCGGUCACAACUCCUCUACCGUCUGUUGGUGGAGACGCCCAGUUAUACUCUCCUCAGCAAUUUCCAUUCUCAGGGCCACCUUAUUACCAGCAGCUAGUUCCUCCUAGCAUGCCUUAUAUCACUUCACCAACUCCAGUUUCACAACCUGAAUUGACCAGCUUAGUGACUGUUGAUCAACAAGGUGAAGGAAUGCUUUUUGGGCCCAGACCUGGUUAUCCCCCUCCAUUGGGAUCUUUUGGUAGAGGCAACUUUCCUGGAAAUCCUGGUACUCUUGGUUUUCAUGAUUUGCAGCAAGGAUUUGAUGGAUUCAGAUCUGGCGGACUUUGGUCAGAUUGGCCAAAAUCUUCAGACAGGCAGAGAUCUUUGACGCCAUUGUCACCUGCAGUUUCUCCACAACCAAUUGGCACACUAGGCUCAUUUGGGCAAAAUAUUGGAAUGGCUUCUCAGCAGCAAAGAUCAUUUUAUGGGUUUGGAUCCAGUUCAAAUUCCUAUAACAGAGGUUACCUGCAAGCUGGUUUUAAUCAGGGCUCUAGCUUUGGAAGUGCACCUAUUUCCAGUUUGGGAAUGAAUGGUCGGGCCUGGCUUUCUCUUGACAGCAGCAGGCGGCGUGGCAGAGGCAGUGGCUCUCUUUGCAGUUGUAAUGGCACACUUGAUAUCCUCAGUGAGCAGAACCGAGGACCGCGGGCCUCAAAGCCAAAGAGUCAGAUCACUGCUGAACAUGGUUCUUCCAUUGAUAAUAACAAACAUAGCACAUCAACCGCCAAAACCAAUGACGGGUUGUACAACCAGCUGAGCUUUGUCACAGAGUACAAAGAUGCAAAGUUCUUUAUCAUAAAAUCUUACAGUGAAGAUAAUGUUCAUAAGAGUAUUAAAUAUGGUGUCUGGGCCAGCACGCCAAACGGGAACCGAAAGUUAGAUGCUGCUUAUCGUGAAGCAAAGGAGAAGCAAGCCGCCUGCCCAGUCUUCCUCUUGUUUUCGGUGAAUGCAAGUGCACAGUUCUGUGGGGUAGCUGAAAUGGUUGGUCCAGUAGAUUUUGACAAGAGUGUGGAUUACUGGCAGCAAGAUAAGUGGAGUGGGCAGUUCCCUGUCAAGUGGCAUAUAAUCAAAGAUGUCCCAAAUAGUCAGUUUCGUCACAUUGUACUUGAAAAUAAUGACAAUAAGCCUGUAACCAACAGUCGCGACACACAAGAGGUGAAACUGGAGCAGGGUAUUGAGAUUUUGAACAUUUUCAAGAACUAUGAAACUGAUACAUCCAUUCUAGAUGAUUUUGACUUCUAUGAAGACCGGCAAAAAGCCAUGCAAGAGCGGAAGGCCAGGCAGCAGGCCAGCCUGAUGGUGGUUGGAGGAAAUGAGCACAGAAACGCUGUUACAUUGUCCACCGAUUUCAUCAAGCAGAUGUCCAAGAGCUACGCUCAGGUUGUUCGCCUGGAUGAUUGUGGCAAGGAUGGCACCAUGCCCGACAGAGCUGGCCCUGCCUCCGACCCCUCCAUGGGUGCUAGGGUUAAACUUGAUGACGCCAUGACCACCGCUGCUGUGUCUUCUGCUCAGUCCAGUUAGAAAGAUCGAGUCUGCCCCAGGCGUCUUCUGCAGACUUUGCUGUAAUGUAUAUGACACAAACCUCUGAUUCUCUACACAUCAAGCUCUAAAUUAUGUUUCGCUGAGAAGAGCGAAGAUCGGUGUCCGUCUGCCCUCAGAAUUGAUCGGGAGUUUGACGGGGCUGAUCUAUCAGGCUUCAUGUAUCAUAUUGUGCCAGCCGGGUGCCGCCUGUCGAUUGUAAUCCCUAGUUUUUCCCCCCUCUAUUUGUCCUUUGCUUUAUGUUUCUUGUCUUUUUUUUUUGAAUCAGAGUAGUCAUGUGAAGAUGCUGGGUGGAAGUUUCUGAGUUUGUAAAAUUCACCAUCUUUGCAGGCAGUUUUAAUAAAAAGGAAUGCAGCAACAGACCUUGAUGUAUGAAUUCAGCAAAAAGGAAAAAUCCGUCUUCUCUCAA
Messenger RNA from Vitis vinifera (wine grape), 2579 nucleotides. Its product is annotated as YTH domain-containing protein ECT4. The record is from RefSeq and is a predicted model, not a curated record. Lineage: Eukaryota; Viridiplantae; Streptophyta; Magnoliopsida; Vitales; Vitaceae. Gene Ontology annotation, biological process: mRNA destabilization. Gene Ontology annotation, molecular function: mRNA binding. Gene Ontology annotation, cellular component: cytoplasm. Bases 44 to 2152 code for a protein of 702 amino acids. The transcript has 8 exons.